This is a messenger RNA of Cyphellophora attinorum, 621 nucleotides long. RefSeq lists its product as uncharacterized. The transcript is spliced from 2 exons. NCBI's taxonomy places the organism in Eukaryota, Fungi, Ascomycota, Eurotiomycetes, Chaetothyriales, Cyphellophoraceae. The coding region runs from base 1 to 621 and encodes 206 amino acids. Gene Ontology annotation, molecular function: hydrolase activity. The record is from RefSeq and is a predicted model, not a curated record.
AUGCGCAGGUUGUUGGCGAUCGCUGAUCUUCACGUCUCACACAAGUUCAAUCUCGAAGCACUCCAUUCGCUUGACUCAUACGAAGAGGACGGCCUCAUCAUCUGUGGUGAUGUAGGGGAAAAGCUUGAGCAUUUGCGCACCGUCUUCGAGCUGACAACGCAGCUGUUCCACACAGUAUUCUGGGUUCCCGGCAAUCAUGAGCUCUAUACCUUGCCAGCCGAUGAUUCUGGCCUCAGAGGUGAGAUGAAAUACAAGGCGUGCAUCGCUGUCGCCAAUGAGUACGGAGUGAUCACACCGGAGGACGAGUUCGUACGCUACGAUGGUGAUGGCGGUCCAUGUCUGAUAUGUCCAAUCUUCACUCUCUAUGAUUACAGCUUCAGACCGGAUCACGUGAGUCGUGAAGAUGCCUUAGCUUGGGCGGAAGAGGAGAACAUUGUGGCCACUGACGAGGCACUGCUCCAUCCCGAUCCGUACGAGACACGCGACAAGUGGUGUGAGGAGCUCGUUGCUGCUACUGUACCACGGCUGGAGGCAGCUGCGGCUCACGGUCUGCCACUUGGCAUCUCCAUGUACGAAGAACUGAUCAUAUCGAUGGUGUUCGUUUCGAAGAAGUAUCAUUAG